AUGAGUGCAUAUGAACUCGAUGUCCUGCCGUUGCUUUGGCGGAAUGUGCUCUUCAAAAACGCGCAUUUUUGUGAGCAUGUCUGCCAUAGUUGGUUAAAUCGGUCGAAACGGCCGAUGGUGCCCUCUGGUAAUGGAAUGUCCAAGGCAGAGCUUUUCAGAGAAGUCACUGACUAUGAGUUGGUACAGAAAGAAGCUCUACGUCUUGAAGAGAUGCUUGACGGUUUAAUAGAUGGAAUGAAACGACGAGCACAGAUCACUGAGAACAAGGAGCACCUGCUGAUAUUUGCUCGAAAAAGCGGUGGCCGAAAGCAACGAGUGACAUGGUUGCCGAGUGGACAGCAAAAGAUACGCGGCACAUGGUUCGGUCUAGCCGAGAGUCUCAUCGAGCAGUAUUCAGUCAAUCUUGAGCUGGAGGACGUUCAUGAGCGCGAGAUGCGAGUGAUCAUUUGGAAGCAUUUCAUAUUCGCCUUGUUGCAACAUCUCAUCGAAUAUAGCACUUCGAAUCCUGAUCGAGGGGAUCGAGGGGAUCGAGGAACUUAA
Cooperia oncophora is the source of this 540-nucleotide messenger RNA. The record is from the annotation of a GenBank genome assembly. NCBI's taxonomy places the organism in Eukaryota, Metazoa, Nematoda, Chromadorea, Rhabditida, Trichostrongylidae.